AGUCUGGUUCUUGCUCAAAUCCAGCCGAGAGGUGUCCAUCGAAAGUCGGAAGUUGGUUUUGAUAGUUUUGGUGAAACUCGACAAAAUGGCAGAAGACAACAGCUAUGAGUCAAUGCUCUGUGUAAAGCCCGAGGUUCAUGUUUACAAGAUCCCGCCGCGCGCUUCUAACCGUGGAUAUCGUGCUGCUGACUGGAAGCUGGAUGAACCUGCAUGGAGUGGUCGGCUGAAAAUCUCUGCAAAGGGCAAGAUUGCCUACAUUAAGUUAGAGGACAAAAACACAGGAGAGCUGUUUGCCCAAGCUCCAGUUGAACAGUACCCAGGGUGUGUGGUUGAGUCAGUCACAGACUCCAGCAGGUACUUUGUGAUCCGGAUAGAAGAUGGUAACGGACGUCAUGCUUUUAUCGGUCUGGGUUUUGCUGAUCGUGGAGACUCAUUUGACUUCAACGUAGCUUUACAAGACCAUUUUAAGUGGGUGAAGCAAGAAGGAGAGCUUGCAAAACAGGAAGCUUCUGAGAGCACAGCACCGAAGCUGGACCUCAGCUUCAAAGAGGGACAGACUAUCAAGAUCAGCAUUGGGCAAAACAUCAAGAAGAAGGAAGCAGGUGCCAAACCACGUCCCACGGGUGUGGGUCUCCUCCCACCUCCACCAGGUGCUAAGGUUGGAGGUGUAAUACCGCCUCCUGUGGGCGAGCAGACAGUCUCAGCUGUACCGACUAACUCUGCCUCUCUCUUAGACUUCGGGUCCCCUAGCCCUGCGGCCCCACCCAGCUCCGACGUGUGGGGGGAUUUCACGUCUGCAGGCUCCAACUCCAGUAAAGAUGCUGUCAAAACAGGAUGGGUGCAGUUUAGUUGAGUGGUGAGAAAACGUGCACACACUCAGGCCCCAUACAUUCCAUGGACAGGAUGAUUUUGGCAUAAAGAAACUAAAAGAAAGGAACUGUUAGCAAACUUGACUGGCUCAUUUGUUCUGUAAAGAAUAUGUUCACAUAAACUAGCCGGCUGACCAACACACUCUGGAGGAACAAACAGUAAACAUGUGCAUACUUUUUUUAUAAUCCUAUUCUUUUCUCAAACUCUGCCACCAAGUGGGACCUUUGUUUGAUUUUAGAAGUCGCUAAGACUAAACGGUGAUUGUUGGAGCGUCCGCUCUCCUGAAGACAAGUGAGCGUGUUGAUGGUCGAAAAGGAACGAUUGUCUUGUUACACUAACCAGAUGAAAACAUCUGUCCUUUGCCUUCAAUCAAAUGUUCCCUUAUUUUACAUCUAGUUUCAACCCCUUUCCCCUUUCUCAAUGCUAUCUGUCCAGAAUCAUUUUGGAUUGUGUCCCUCUGUCCCAUCAUGCUCCCGUCAUAGUUAUCUCAUUACACAAGCACCACUCAUCUCAAGGUUGUUUUUACCAUUUGGGGAUCGUUGGAUAUUUUCAAUGGGUAAACUAUGUUUUGUUAACUUUAUAGCAGUUUGUGUGCAUUUUUGUUUUGUUUCCUAGUUUUUUUUUUUAUUUUGUUUUAGAUCGGGCAAAGCUAUAUUCAUAUAUGAUCAUUUGUUUUAAAUUAAUUCAUCAAAUAUACCCAGGUUGUUUUAAUUAUGGUGUUCGAAACAGUCAUGAUGUAUAUUUCUUGUCUGUCAUUCAAAGUUUGAACAUGUUUUUGUUCAUUUUCGUCUUUGUGUAGGCCCUUCAUACGUCUUUGUCUCGUGCCUUGUUGCUUUUAAAAAUGUGCCGUUACCAAAUAGUAAUGUCAAUCUUGUUGCUAAUUUGCAUCAAGUAUUUGAUUAAGUGCCUUUCAGAAAAAGAUCUAAAAUGUAUAAAAUAUAAACCGAAGUCAUCUUGUAAAUAAACAAUAUAUUUCAUUGA
Anarrhichthys ocellatus (wolf-eel) is the source of this 1851-nucleotide messenger RNA. RefSeq names its product NECAP endocytosis associated 2 (gene necap2). Gene Ontology annotation, biological process: endocytosis. Lineage: Eukaryota; Metazoa; Chordata; Actinopteri; Perciformes; Anarhichadidae. The record is from RefSeq and is a predicted model, not a curated record. Bases 86 to 853 code for a protein of 255 amino acids. Gene Ontology annotation, cellular component: clathrin vesicle coat; membrane. The transcript has 8 exons.